Messenger RNA from Rhododendron vialii, 3616 nucleotides. RefSeq lists its product as uncharacterized. The coding region runs from base 695 to 2863 and encodes 722 amino acids. NCBI's taxonomy places the organism in Eukaryota, Viridiplantae, Streptophyta, Magnoliopsida, Ericales, Ericaceae. The transcript is spliced from 5 exons. The record is from RefSeq and is a predicted model, not a curated record.
CUUGUGAUUUCGAAGCCUGUGGUUUCACGAGUCCAAGCACAUCACAACCAAGAAAAUUAUAGCUUACCCCAAAAAACGACCCAUCUAGAUGAUGCAAUAUAUACAAUCCCCAUAAACUAUUGAAGGGCCUGCAAAGUUACAACCUCCAUUUUAGAGAGAGAAACUUAACAAGAAGAACAGAUGAAAUUUGAGAAAUAGCUUAAGAACCGCAGAAGCCAGAGGAAAAAUCGAUAACGAAGAAGAAAACUAAAGAAACAAAUUGGGUUAUUUUUUUUGGCCUCGUAAAAUUCUAUCGACUGUCGGUUAUCUUUGGAUCUGUGUGCUCUGGUCUGGGGCUUGGUUGUAGAAUAAACCAUGAAACAGCGUGUUCAUGUUUCUUGCGGUUGUGGAGGCAACGCUCAUUCUUCUAUCGGUGCUUGUUUGAUAUCUGGUUUAUGUUUGUACAAGGCAGCUCGUGGUGGAUUGAGGAUCCAUUUAGAUGAUCGAUAGCUGCAACCUCUGAAGUAGAAUUAUGAGAGUCAGUUGGUCUGUCAUUGCAAUGGUAGCAGGGUUUAGAGCGUGAAGGUUCCGUCUUCCUAUAUGGCAUUGGAGUGAACAACUCAAAUUCAGUAGUUCCGUUGAAAAACUAGUGUCAGAUUUAGUAUUUAUUUUUUGUCCUUUAUAGCGAAGAAGUUACAAAAGAAGAAUAAUAGUUAUGGGUUUGCCUCAAGCUUCCUCGAGCAAUGUGGCAGAAGAAAUGGUUCUAUCACUGAGCACAUUUGUGCAAACUCCGCCUCGACUUGUUAGUUUUAGCAGCUGUGAUUUAGGUGGAGUCCAUGUAGGUCACCCAGGCAAUCGAAUCCCAUUGGAUUUCCCAUGCUCUUCUUCAAGAGAGCUCUUGAAGGAUCCAGAUGCUCUCAACUUACAUAAAGAUGGUGCAAUCAACAUGCCUACGUUGAAAAUUGGUUCCGCAGAAAGGAAUGGCUUUUUUAGUCGCAAAGGUGGUCGGAAUGUGCAUAGCCCGGUUUCAAGGAUAGUGGGGUUUGAACCACGGGCAUCGGAUUCCCUCGAGGGAAACCAACUAGAUGGAAGUCUUUCUUCUAGUUUGGUUAGCAGCAAGUGUAGUGAAACUGAGAUCACUAGCUCACUAGCAAGAAAGCGGUUAUUGUCUCCUUUGAAUGGCAUGCUUAUACCAGAUCGAUUUGAUGGUGAAUCUCUUGAUAUCGGCAGCACCAUUAAUACCAGUGGUUCCCAUUAUUAUUCUGUUCUGCAAGAGCCUAAGAAAGCUAAUAUGGGCAAUUCGGCCUAUCUUAGUCCUUCAAUAUGGUCCACUGAUAGUUUCUUCACAGAUGGCCCUUUGCUUGAGAAGGACUCUAAGGCCUUCAGUAUAUCUCCUCCUUCACCUGGAUUAACUUGGAUUCAUGAAACAACUAAAGCUAAGUACCAAAAGGGCGAAAUAGCCAUACCACUGAAAAAGUCAGCCUCCUCUCCGCUUUCGUUGUCUCCUCUUGGUCCAAAGUUCUUUGGAGGAAUGAAAACUUCGGGAGGGUUUGGGGCUGCAACAAAGGAGUUAGAUGACAACUACUUAACCUUAAAGGACAUGGAACAAUCUCUUGAUGGUACUAUCUCUGGCAUUUUCCUCUCGCAGAAAGAAGAGGAUUGUAGAAUGCCAAGCAGAUCAUUUCAAGAUGUUCAUCUUCUGCGGAAAAACUUUGACCGAUUCACCCGUGACAGUACCUAUGAAAUUGAUGGGCACUGGGGUCAGGAUUCAACUGGUACUCCUCAUGGAGCAAAGUUUGUCAGAUCUUUGAGUGGGGCACCUGUUAGAAGGUCCUUGGUUGGUUCAUUUGAGGAGUCCUUGUUAUCUGGUCGUUUAUCAUCGGUUGUAGCCUGUCAGAAAAUUGAUGGCUUCCUUGCCGUUCUUAAUGUUACUGGAGGAAAUUUCUCGCCACAUCCUCAAAAGCUUCCAUUUGCAGUUACCAGCAUGGAUGGAGAUAAUUACCGAUUAUAUUAUUCGUCUAUAGAUCUUGCAGGAAAUUUGCCGUCAAAUCGGCAUAGAGGACCUAAAAUGAAGAGGAGUCUUAGCAUUGAUUACUCUCGAGCAGAAAAGAGCCGCCUGCGGAUACCUAUUAAAGGGUGCAUACAGCUGGUCCUCAGUAAUCCAGAGAAGACACCUAUUCACACUUUCUUCUGUAAAUAUGAUCUGAGCGACAUGCCAGCUGGUACCAAGACAUUUCUGCGCCAGAAGAUUACUCUAGCUUCUUCGGCUCCAGCUUGUGUACUGGAUAAUGGAAAUAAAGAUCCUGAGAUGAAAAAUGAUGUCAACAACAGCAAGGGGUCUCGUACUUCAAAUGAUUUUGCAUGUGCAAUGGAAAUGGAAAUGAUGGAAACCAAAAGUGUUAGCUGUGCUGGAUAUGUCAAUCAAUCUGAAGCUGAAGGAGGAAUAGGUUUGUUGCCCUCAAAUUUGAGUGGAUUUACCAGUAGUGCAUGUAAAAAGACUGCUGCAGACAACAGUGCAUUUAUUAGAGACAGGUCUGAAACGAAAUUCGUACAUAGUGCUACAAAGAUAAACGGGAAUACUAUGGGUUCUGGGGUUCUGCGUUAUGCACUUCAUCUCCGUUUUUUAUGCCCUUUCUCUAAGAAGUCUUCAAGGACAGUGCAAAGGUGCAAAUCUGCUCCUCUGUCUGCACCGUCAAUAAGUGAUUUGGACGCUGAAGGCGAACGGCGUUUCUAUCUGUACAAUGAUAUGAGGGUGGUGUUCCCUCAACGUCACUCAGAUGCUGAUGAGGGCAAGGUAAGUUGCAAUACUACAUUAUGGGAGUUUACUGCUCAACUACUUGCUAGUUUCGUGGUGCGAUUUGGCUUAGAAUUUCUAGCCAUGUGACUGGCCACCUAACAGUGUUGCCACUCAGAACUUCACUUAGUGUUAAUUUGGGGUCGGUUAUUUGCUAAUUUAGGCAACCAUUGAGUCAUUUUAUUGAGCAUACAAGGGCGUAUCGCUCACACAUGGCAUAGGCUUUAAUCUAAAUCUUGUGGUUGAAUUUUGUAAUUUUUUACUCACUGGUUCAGCCUAGUCUCUCUCGUAAAAAAAUGCUGAUUAAUCUCGUCAUAUUUUUUGAUGGAUUUUCCUAAAUGCGUAUUGUACUCGUGUUGGACACUCAUCACCGAGACAAGAAAAUGAGAAUUAGUUGGACACUUGGACAUUGACUUAGCAAACAUAUUUUGAUGUUGUCAGAACAUCAAAUCGCAGUUUGAAAGAUAGGCUGCUGGAAGCGACUGCCAAUAUCUUUUGUUUUGCAUAAUCUAUCUUUCUAGGUGUCAGAUAAACCUGUGAUUUUGCCUCUAGACUUGAGUUUCUGGCCAUUCUUUUUGCUUGCGAAUAAUGUAACUAAGCUCCUGUCUAAUGUGUAAUGCUCUUUGUUUUGGCAGUUAAAUGUGGAAUACCAUUACCCAUCUGAUCCUAAAUACUUUGACAUCGGCCAGUAAGACGUCCUGCUUCAUCUCAUUCUCUGGCUCUUGUGUACAUAUUUGUACAGGUUUUUCGCCUUUCACAUUUUCUUAUCAGACGGGGAAAACAACCCAUUUUCACCUGUAAAGAUUACAUUUUCAAUAAGGAAAUCAUUGAUUUAGUUGUUCA